AUGCGAGCAGCAGCUGUCGCAGUGCUCGUGAUCGCUGCCAUGCAGAUAAGACCUGCGGGUCUGGAGCAGAGGGCCUUUGGGUCCUUCCUCGACUCGUGCUCAGGGUGCUCCAUCGAAGAAUCGAAUGGCACUCUGCAGUGUACGAAAUGCACCAAGCCGUGUGGUGCAAAAGUUUUUGCUGCAAUCAAGCUGCUUGAUUGCCCUUCCAUGACGUUUGGGAAUGAUUCGGGUUCCUUGACCUGUGAGAAUUUACCUGUUGGCCCGUACCUGAAAUCCUGCAAGAAGUGCUCCAAGAGCGAAGAAGAGCUCAGAUGCUUCUGCUCAAAUUCCAACGGCCAGGCCAUCGAGACAACCAUAUCUUUAAAAGCCUGUGAAUCCUUUGGAAACAACGACGGAGCGUUGGCUUGCCACGUAGAGCCGGCAAAAGCUGAGCUUUAA
Guillardia theta CCMP2712 is the source of this 438-nucleotide messenger RNA. RefSeq lists its product as hypothetical. Bases 1 to 438 code for a protein of 145 amino acids. Lineage: Eukaryota; Cryptophyceae; Pyrenomonadales; Geminigeraceae. The transcript has 3 exons. The record is from RefSeq and is a predicted model, not a curated record.